AGGGAGAAGGCGCCUGAAGCAAACAAAGAAAAUAGGCGCAUCAUCUGGACGGUUCACGACGUGAGGGGGGAAGGGAAGACCUGCCUUAUUAGCGCAGUGCCUCUAGCGAACCCCACUGGGGUGGCAGAGUGCAAUUGGAGCCGCGGAUUGAAACCAGGUUGGUGGAGGAGGGAGGACGAGGAUGCCUGGAGCAAAGAAGGUCGUACUGCCAAAAGAAGGCAGAAAACAGGCAGAAACACGCGGGUUCCUAAGGCCUUCGGAGCUUCACUGCAUUCACACCCUUCCAUUCCUUCAAUUCUUUCUCUUUCAAUCUUUUUUACUGCCUUCAUUUUCUUCCCCUCUCUCUGCUCAAUGGAAUGUCUCUUCUCUUAACGGCGUCUCUCCCCCUUAACAACGUCUAUCUCCUAAUGACCUCACUCCCUUCCUAAUGGCGUUUCCUGAGCCUGUCGCAAUUAUCGGCACGGGCUGCAGAUUCCCUGGCGCUGCAUCAUCACCGUCCAAGCUCUGGGACCUGCUCCAUCACCCGCGCAAUUUAGCCUCCAAAAUCCCCAGUGACCGGUUCAACCAUAGCGCGUUCUAUCACCAAGACAAUCAUCAUGGCACCAGCAGCUCCCCGGAAUCAUACUUCCUCUCUGAGGAUAUUUACGCAUUCGAUGCCCCCUUCUUCAAUAUCUCUCACGCUGAAGCGGAGUCGAUGGACCCCCAGCAGCGGCUGUUAUUGGAAGUCGUCUAUGAAUCUCUGGAAAGAGCCGGACUGCAGAUGGAGAGGCUUCGGGGAUCCAAUACCGGUGUGUUCUGUGGCCUCAUGAAUAUGGACUACGGCAACCUCAUCAGUGGCGAUUGGGAUGAGAUCCCCACAUAUGCUUCAUCGGGAACGGCAGCAUCGAUGCUGUCCAAUCGUCUGUCCUUCUUCUUUGACUGGCGUGGCCCUUCAAUGACCAUCGAUACCGCGUGCUCCUCAAGUUUGGUGGCCCUUCACCAGGGUGUAUGUGCUCUGAGGAGCGGGGACUGUCGGAUGGCCGUAGUAGCAGCCAGUAAUCUGAUCCUGAGUCCUCGAGAGUACAUUGCUGCUUCCAACAUGCGUUUACUUUCUCCCACUGGCCGAUGUCGGAUGUGGGAUGAAAAUGCCGACGGCUAUGCACGUGGUGAAGGAGUGGCCGCUGUGGUGCUAAAGCCGCUGAGCGAUGCUAUUGCUGCGGGGGACCAUAUUGAAAGCAUCAUUCGCGCCACAGGAGUCAACGCUGACGGACGCACUAUGGGUCUCACCAUACCAUCCAGUAUCGCCCAAUCGCAGCUGAUACGUUCCACCUAUGCUAGUGUUGGCCUGGACCCACAACGCCGCCCAGAAGAUCGAUGCCAACUUUUCGAGGCGCAUGGGACCGGGACACAGGCAGGAGAUCCGCAGGAAGCCUCCGCGAUCUAUGAAUCCCUCUUCGGAGAUACACCAUCGGAAGAUGUGUUGUAUGUUGGAUCUAUCAAGACAAUCAUCGGCCACACAGAAGGCACGGCUGGCUUGGCGAGUGUUAUCAAAGCAUCCUUAAGCAUUCAGCAAGGUAUCAUCCCUCCGAACCUGCUCUUCAACCGUAUAAAUCCGGUAAUUGCACCCGUCACCUCCCAUCUUCGCGUACCAACCGAGCCGUUGCCAUGGCCUAGCCUUUCCCGAAGCAGCCCUCGUCGUGUUUCAGUUAAUUCUUUUGGGUUUGGCGGAAGUAAUGCGCAUGCAAUCAUUGAGAGUUAUACACCGCCCGUCAUGGUCAACCUAGAGCAUGAGUUGUCACCUCAAGUUCUCCCAUUCGCCUUCUCUGCUGUUACAGAGAGGACGCUGACCAACGUGUUGGAGCGCUAUGUGGAGUUUCUGCAAAGGAACCCUCAAAUCGAUUUGCUGAAGUUUGCAGCAGCCUUAAUAGAGGGACGAUCAGCAUUUAGCCAUCGAGUCAUACUCACGGCCACCUCAGUGGGGGACCUCCAAAGGAGAAUCCAGGCAGAACUUAAGAAACGAAAUUCAACAACCUUGUCUUCUAGCAUUGUAUCCAGGGCCAAUGAUACCCCCAAGCAGGUGCUGGGAAUUUUCACUGGACAAGGGGCCCAGUACCCACAGAUGUUCUGGGAUUCGAUCUCCGCCAGUCCAAAAGCCUUGGUCUGGAUGGCGGAGCUUCAAGAGUCUUUGGAUACUCUUCCACCGCAGUUACGUCCAAGCUUUUCUAUGGUUGAGGAAAUUUCCAAUCCCGAACCAUUGUCAAGUCUCCACAAAGCAGGCAUCUCGCAGCCCCUCCGUACGGCAAUCCAGAUAAUUCAAGUCAAUAUGUUACGCGCCCUUGGUAUUACUUUCUCUGCAGUUAUUGGACACUCUUCAGGUGAGAUUGUGGCAGCGUAUGCUGCAGAUGCAAUCACGGCAACAGACGCGAUUCGAAUCGCAUAUCUUCGAGGAAUCGUGACCAAGCAAGCUGGCGCAAACGGUCAGUCUGGAGCGAUGAUUGCUGGUGGAAUUCCGUGGCAAGAAGCACAAGCUCUCUGUGAUGAAGGUGGCUUCAGCGGGAGAGUCAGAGUUGCUGCAAGUAACUCACCAGUCAGUGUAACAUUCUCUGGAGAUACAGACGCUGUGCAAGAUCUUGAGUGGAUGUUGAAAAGCUUAGAUAUCACGGUGAACCACCUUCAUGUGUAUACAGCAUACCAUUCUCACCAUAUGAUUCCAUGCGCAGAACCUUACCUUCACUCUCUCGAAUCAUCUGAUAUCCAAGCACAUCCAUUGACAACCAAGUGGUUUUCUAGCGUGUACGAGGGAAAGCAAUUAUCGACGGAAGACCUCAGCCCCCAAUACUGGACCCAAAACAUGCUCCGUCCAGUUUUAUUCUCGCAGGCCGUGACUGCUGCGUUUGCAGAUAAUCCUGGCUUAAAUUUGGUGGUCGAGAUCGGCCCGCAUCCUACGCUCAAGGGACCGGUUUUGCAAACCCUGUCCGGGAUAAAUCAUCGAGAACCACAGAUAGAUAUACCUUACUUUGGUCUUGCCAAACGCGGCGGUGGCAGUGUCGAAACAUUUGCGCACGCGGUUGGGCUUUUCUGGGCAUACCUCCAGCCAAAAAUUGAUAUCCAGCGAUAUCUUUCCCUAUUUGACAAUGACAGUUCUUAUGGGAGCCAUAUUUUAAAGCACAUGCCAACAUAUACGUUCGAUAAAAGGCGGACUUACCGGUUUACAUCACGUCUCACCAAGGCUCGCCUGCACCGUGUAGACCCACCGCAUCCUCUUUUAGGAGCUCUUAGUCCUGAAGCAGGUGACAACGAGUGGCGCUGGCGCAAUUACUUGAGCAGGGGAGAAUUAGAAUGGCUCAACGGUCAUCGAUUCCAAUCUCAGAUUGUAUUUCCUGCAACAGGAUACAUAGUCAUGGCGCUGGAGGCGGCUGCAGUAAUAGCACACGAUCAGUCUUUGCGUUUAGUAGAGCUAGACGAGGUACUCAUCAACCGUGCUCUCCACAUUCCGAACGACAUGACCGGGGUGGAGAUUAUCUUCAAAGUGGAGCAGAUAUCUACCAGCAACAAUGUGGUUUUUGGAGCUUUCCGAUGCUAUGCGAGCGUCUCUGGUGUCCUCAAGACCUGUGUUUCAGGUAAAUUGACUGUAACCAUGGGGGAGUACGAUGCUAUGUUGUUGCCUCCUAAGUCGCCGGUUUCUCUGUUGACACGACCAGUGGAUAUUGACGAGUUCUACACUUGUCUGGAAAAGGUUGGACUGGGAUAUAGCGGCUCCUUCAGGGGUAUUAAGGCUCUCACCAAAUGCACAAACAGGUCGAUGGGCACGGUCUCAAAUAACGGUAUCAUGUCUUCCUUGCUGCUGCACCCUGCCACCAUAGAUUGCAGUCUUCAGGGCUUGCUAGCUGCGAUGGAUAUUGGACAGCUUCACACACUACGCAUACCUGUGGCCAUCGAUCAUGUUUCCAUAAACCCAAUGUUCUGCAACGGCUCAGCUGGAACAAAAGAACAGCUUGCUUUUGAAGCAUUCCUCCAUAGUGUCGAGCCCGAUGGCGCGACUGGAGAUGUCAGCACUUUUGACCUUGAUGGCCACGGGAUUUAUCAGAUCGAAGGCUUCCAUGUCGCUCCCCUCAUGCUUCCCGAGGACCGCCCUAUCUUCUCUGAGAUCGUUUGGGGGCCACUUCUACCCCAGGUCACCCAUAACGAUACAUCUGAGGAUUCUGAGCUUAAUAAAAGUCUCAAGCUAGCAGAGUACUGUGCGCUCCUACAUAUAAGAGACACACGGAGCUGUAUAACGCCAACAGAGUACGAACACCUUGAUUGGCACCGCCGCCAUAUCGUAGAUUGGAUGGAUCGUGUUCUGUCCAUGACAAGUGACGGUACUCAUCCAAUUUGUCAUCCGUAUUGGUUGGGAUGCACCGUGGACUACGUCAGAGUAAUGGAAUCUAUGCUACCAAGCAAAAGCUGGGCCGAGCUGCGGACGGCAGGGGAAAGAUUGUUAGACUUCAUCAGAGGGAGCGCUGAGCUGCUGCGUGGACAAGAGCAAUUUGACCGACCAUACAAUGACCCAUUCGAGAGUCAGUCUAGCAACUUCCAGCUGGCAACCUUUGUUGAACAGAUAGCCUUUCGCUUUCCUCGGAUGAACAUCCUCGAGGUCGCCGCAGGAAGGGGUUCGGCCACAGAAACGAUCCUCAGCAAGAUCAAGCAGUCAUAUCGCUCAUACACCUUCACGGAUAUCUCUCCAGCCCUAUUUGCGGAGGCACAGACGGCUUUGUCUGAUCAUAAAGACCGGUUCCUUUACAAAGUUCUCGAUAUUGGCCUGGAUCCCUUCGAGCAAGGCUUUACGGAGCAUUCUUAUGACCUUGUCAUUGUAGCCGGUACAAUGCCUCUCCCCAAAAGACUGGAACAGACCUUGCAUAAAAUCCGCCGGCUGCUCAAGCCUGGAGGGUAUUUAGUUGUUCGUGCUGGCACCAACACUGACAUAAACCGUGUUGCACUGAUGUUCGGCUCCAUCAAAAGCUGGUGGUACGACGAAGAGGAAGGAAUCUCACGGAGUCCAGUCAUCUGCAUCCAGGAGUGGGAGAAGCUGCUUAAGAAGACCGGUUUUGGAGGGUUCCAAGCAAUUCUACCCGCAGGUCAACUCGAGUUCGACUCGACCUUUGUGUCUCAAGCAAUUGAUGACCGUACCCAGCUACUUCACGAUCCCUGGAACUUUUCGGACACAUUGUCGGAUAAGGUUCUCCUGGUAGGAGGCGCGACAGAAGCAACGGCAGACAUCGUACAAGAACUAAAGACUUUGCUUGCACCGCACUUUUCUCGUUUGGUUGUGACAUCGAGUCUCGAGGCCAUGAAUCUGCAUGACACAUUUGGGUGGUGCGCUUUGAGUUUGACCGAUCUUGACUCGCAAUUUUAUGAAAACCUCAUGGGCGAGCGCUUUAAUGGCUUAAAGAUACUGAUGAACAACGUCAGCAAGCUUUUAUGGGUGACUGCCGGUCCUGAGAGCGCACAACCCUACUGGGGUGUCAGCAAGGCUAUGGUUCACUGUAUGGCUUACGAAAACCCUCAGUCUGUUUUCCAGUAUUUGAAUAUUCUCGACCACCGAGAAGCGACUGCGCAGACCCUGGCUACAAAUUUUAUACGUCUGGUUCAUGCAGCUCCUGAAAAUGACCAUAGUCUGGAAGCCUGCGUGGAUAGCACCGAGUUUGAGUUGCGGCUUGUACAGGGCGUGCUGAAAAUUCCACGUAUUCGUAUGAGCGACUCCAUGAACCAACGGUACUCGGCCAACCGUCGUGUGGUCCAGCACCAUGCUGAUCUGCAACGUUCUGUUCUAGAGGUUGUUGCUCCAUCUGGCAAGCGUUGUGAAUUCGCCUUGCGUGAAACAGUGCAAUCUGAGUGUCGUGGCAAAAUGCACGGAGCAUAUCAUCGCCAAAUCCGCGUACUCUACUCAACAUUCACUGCAUUCAAGGUGGAUGGCGCAGGGUUUCUGUACUUGAUUCUUGGUCGUGAUGCAGAAGGCAAGACACGCUGGCUGGCAUUAUCAUAUCAAAAUGCUUCAGUGGUUGACGCACCUCUAGAGUGGUGCUGGCAAGUCCCAGACCUCCUGAGCGAGGCUACAGAGCCGAUAUUUUUGAUGAAGACGGCUGCAGCCUUGAUUGCUCUUCAUGUUAUAAACCAGGGACGCCGAAAUACGUCUGUUUUGGUUCAUGGAGCCGAAAACCUGCCUGAAAGUGUUCGUGAUGCGCUUUCGGCUUUGGCCCUAACCCGAGAUAUCAGACUGUAUUUCAGCACCAGCAUCCAAUCCACCCUUUCACAGAAGGAUAUGUUAUUCAUUCACGAGAGAACCUCUUCUCGUGAUCUAUCUCGUCUUCUACCUGCCGCAAUCUCCGUCAUUGCUAAGUGCCCUGGGACUGCAUGUGGAAUUUAUUGCCGAAUUGAAACUCUUUUACCCGAGGACAUCAUGCGAGUAGACAUUGCCAGCCUGGGUCGGAUGUCUUCAAGUCUACUUCGAUCCAGCAGCCCAGUCAACGUCGGACAGACCCUUUUGAUGGCCUGUGGGGUUGCACUGCAAUUAGGCAAAUCUCAUGACGUCGAUCUUAUCUCUGCCCAAGACCUGUCCAGACAUACGCCGGGAUCGAGUCAGUUGACGCUUCUAGAUUGGUCGCAGCCAGGCAAAGUGUCCGUCCUAAUCCAGACUGCAAGUUCCAUGGUCACCUUGUACGAACAGAAAACGUACUUGCUCGUUGGCAUGACCGGUGACCUAGGACAGUCUGUUUGUCGGUGGAUGAUCAGCAGGGGAGCUCGAUCAGUGGUUCUGGCUAGUCGGGCCCCCAAUAUUGAUCCAAGAUGGAUUGAGGAAAUGGCGACAAUGGGAGCCCAUGUCCUAGGGAUGGAAAUGGAUGUCACCAGCCGGGAAUCUAUCUGUCGUGCCCAUGACACUAUUCGCAGCACACUGCCUCCCAUUGGAGGAGUUGUCAACGGGGCAAUGGUGCUCAAUGAUUGCCUUUUUACCCAAAUGACGCUGGAUGAUAUGCAACGCGUGCUAGCCCCAAAGGUCCAAGGGAGCAUCCACCUGAACGACGUAUUUGGCAGCUAUGAUCUGGACUUCUUCAUACUGGUUGGAUCGGCCGCUGGGCCCCUGGGCAAUGUCGGCCAGACCGCCUACUCUGCUGCGACAGAAUUCAUGUCCGCACUGAUUCAACAGCGACGCGAACAAGGCCUCGUUGGCAGUAUCAUUCACCCUGGGCUGAUCAAGGGGGUAGGCUACUUCGCCCGAGCGGAUCGUGCCGUCCAAGACAUGAUCGAAAAGAACACAGGAACACCAGACUUGACUGAACACGACGUGCACGAGCUUUUUGCCGAAGGCAUUCUCGCAGGACGCCCUAAUUCCGGCCGAGAUCCAGAGGUCAUUGCCGGAUACAAGGUCAUUGACCCUGCCGAGAAUCCCAACGCGUUGUGGCUACGGAACCCGAAAGCGUGGAAUCUCGUCGGCUACGGUGCCCAUUCAGUAUCUCAAGUGUCUGGAAGUAGCGACGGUGUUCCGAUGAAGGUGCAACUGAAAUCAGCGAAGAGUAUGGACGACGCCAUCGAGGCAAUCGCACAAGGCUUUAUCAAGGCGGUUCGCUUGAAACUGCAGCUGUCGAACGAGGAAUCACUCACCGGGGUGGCUGCGUUGACUGAGCUUGGGGUGGACUCCCUUGUGGCUAUCGAGUUGCGGCAGUGGUUCGUCAAGGAGCUAGCUGUUGAUCUUCCGGUGUUGCAGAUCAUUGGUGGCUCGUCUAUCCGGGAUCUGUCUACGCUUGCUGCAUCGAAACUCUCGAGUGACUCCAUUCCGAACGUCCAGAAGGGUGAGAGUCAGCAGAGAUUGGUGAUAGAUGAAUAGUAGUUUUAUAUACACCUUGGGAUUAGAUGAGUUGGAUCGUUCACAAUUGGUAAAUUAUUUU
Messenger RNA from Aspergillus heteromorphus CBS 117.55, 7901 nucleotides. RefSeq names its product non-reducing polyketide synthase pyr2 (gene pyr2). NCBI's taxonomy places the organism in Eukaryota, Fungi, Ascomycota, Eurotiomycetes, Eurotiales, Aspergillaceae. Gene Ontology annotation, biological process: secondary metabolite biosynthetic process; fatty acid biosynthetic process. Gene Ontology annotation, molecular function: 3-oxoacyl-[acyl-carrier-protein] synthase activity; fatty acid synthase activity; phosphopantetheine binding. The record is from RefSeq and is a predicted model, not a curated record. Bases 428 to 7840 code for a protein of 2470 amino acids. The transcript has 2 exons.